Molecule: messenger RNA, 3132 nt
Organism: Metarhizium album ARSEF 1941
Lineage: Eukaryota; Fungi; Ascomycota; Sordariomycetes; Hypocreales; Clavicipitaceae
Product: L-asparaginase precursor
Exons: 6
Coding region: 1-3132 (1043 amino acids)
Molecular function (GO): hydrolase activity
Source: RefSeq, a predicted model, not a curated record
AUGCCGGGAGCCGACGCACGAGGCCACGGCCUUUGUCUGCUCAAGUGGCACCGUCGACGCCAGCGUCACACCGGACCGAGUUUGGCCGCACAGUCAACUACCCAGAUAAUAUUAGCCCAAACGGUGGGAGGCGUCCCAGGCGCAGGCGCAGAUGGGAAGAAAGAGAGGGAUGAAGUCGGUGCGCGAGGCCGCGAGCGAGCCGAGCAACGACGUGUGCAGAGCCGCACAGAGUCAUUCCACGACGGAUGGGAAAGGAGCGUCGAGGAUGAUUCUCUUUUUUCUUUUUCCUUUUUUCCCGUCUUCGCCUUUCCCCCCAGUUUUUUUUGGCUCCCGGGGGCGGGGGGCUUCGUGUUUCUCUGCCGGCUUUGGCGAGACGAUAGUGACGAGGAGGAUGAGGGUGACGGUUGCGUAGGCGACGCUCUCCGCGGCGGCGGCGGCGGCGUUCUGGAACGGAACCGUCUUCACGUCGCUGGCGAGCCUGCCGGACGACGCCUGUGCGGCUGGCUGCCUCGCGACGAUCUCGGACGAGUUUGUCUGACAUUUGCUCCCGCAGACGAGGUGCUUGGACAGCUGGGGGCCGAGUGCGCUGCCAAGAGAGGCGCCUUGAAGCGUCCCAACGACGAUGCUGCGGCGUCAAGUCCGGCCGCCGACGCCGCCGACUCUGUCGGUGCCUCGAGUCCCGUCCCUCCGAGCAUGCCGCCGCCGUUGACGAGCGCGUCGACGGGCGUCCCGCCGGCUAUUUCUAAUCCGUUUCCGCCGUCGCCUUUGCCGUCGGACCCGUCGGAGCCGCCGAAACCGUCUGCGCUCGUGCUGGCGACUUACACGCCUCGGACCUCGGUGACGACAAGCACAGCCGCUGCCGCCGGCGCGGCUUCCUCUUCGCCAGAGGGCAGGCCGCCGAGCUCGGCGUCUUCCGCAAACGACCGACAGAUGAGCGCCCCCGAGUCGGUGCUGUCGGCGGGAGCCAAGGCCGCCAUCGCCAUCUCCGUGUCCCUGGCCUCCGUGAGCAUCGUAGCCGCCGCGCUCUUCUUUGGAUGGCGACGGCGACGCCAAGCCGACAGGAACUCUGGGCUGGCCGAGGACGCGGUCGCCUGGUUGGGACACAAGGCCGACGAGCACCCGUCGUCGCCGGCGACGGCGGCACCAGGACCGACGCGCGAAAUCGACAGCAGCACCAGCGGCAGUCAUGCCCGUGAGGACGGCCACGACGGCCCUGGCCUCGGCAGUUUUCCCUGGCGUCUUGACCUCCCCGGCCAUGUGACGGAGCCGAGUCGCGACGGCGAGAUGCACGCCGUGGGGAUAGCUUUCUCGACGGACAUGUACGGGCUGUUGGACUCGUGGAAGCUGCCUGCAGAGGAGAGUUUGGAGCCGCAGCUGCCGCACGCCGGCUGGGACAGUUCUGCGACGCCGCGCGGAGGCUCGUCUGCUCCAGGGGAAGAGGCUGGCGAGUGUGCAAGCGCCGCUCGGGCGUGCUCGGGAGAAAUAGAAAAUACGAGUCUCGGUGCGACACGGGCAUCCCCGCCGCUUUCGCGCGUCGCACGUCUCGCUUCGCUCACAGCCAUGAUAUUGACGUUGCGGAGUGCAAAGCCAACCUUCCCGAAUUGGCAGGCCGCCAGCCGUGUGCCGCGUGCCGCCGCUCCGCUUCCGAGAAAACUCCGCAUUUCAAACGACCCACCCCCGACCGUCGAAGACUCCAAGACUCCGCCUGACCUCUCCCUCUUCCUAGGCGUCGGCAGUGACUUUUGGCAUUCCCUCCAGCUCCCCUCGUUUUUCGCCUGCGCAUCCCAAAUGCAGUACGAGAAGCACCCCCCGCCGUCGCAGGCAGUCAAGGCGCAGCCACGCAUCGUCAUCCACGGCGGCGCAGGCAACAUUGCGCGAGCCAACUUCCCGUCGGACAAGUACAGCGCGUACCGGGAUGCGCUCCUCACCAUAUGGUCGGCGACGCAGAAGCCGUCCGCGCUGGACGUGGCGUGCUACGCGGUCGCGCUGCUCGAGGACAACGCCCUCUUCAAUAGCGGGCACGGCGCCGUCUUCACCCGCGACGGCACCAACGAGCUCGAGGCGUCCGUCAUGGUGUCCCGCGGACGCAAGAAGCGCGGCGUGGGCGUCGCGGGGCUCCGGCACGUCCGGAACCCCGUCCUGCUGGCGAGGGCGAUGCUCGUCCACGGCGACGAGGACGUCGCGCCGCGCGGGGCCGCCGGCACCGGCACCGGCACCGGCGCCGCGGAGGACCGCCCCCGUCUCGAUGUCCCCUCCGCGCAGGGGCACACGCAGAUCUGGGGCCUGGCGGCGGAGCAGCUCGCGCGCCGAUAUGGCCUCGACAUGGUCGACCCGCGGUACUUCUUCACGCAGCAGCGGUGGGACGAGCACCUCGGCGCGCUGGACAGGGAGCGCCGCGGUCUGGGCUGCGGCACGUGGUCCGCGGAGGAGUACUUGCCGCAGGGCACGUGCGGGGCCGUCGCCCUCGACGAGGACGGCGUCGUCUGCGCGGCCACGAGCACCGGCGGCCUGACCAACAAGUUGACGGGGAGGAUUGGCGACACCCCCGUCGUGGGGGCGGGCUUCUGGGCCGAGGAGUGGGAGGAGGAGCUCGCGGGCGCGUUGGGCACUGCGCCGCCGGGCCUCUCGCUCGCCGGGCCGUUGAAGGGCCUGUUGGCCGACUGUCUGCCCACGCCGUUCUUCUACCCGCCUCCCGGGCCUGACGCUUGGUCCCGGUCCGCUCCGCAUGUCGCAGACACCGUUGCCUCUCGGGCCGUGGGCGUGUCGGGCACGGGGAACGGCGACUCGUUCCUGCGAACCAGCGCCGCCCGGACCGUUGCCGCCAUGGCGAGGUGGAAGCCCGAGAGCACGGCCAGCGCCUUGACAAAUGUCGUUGGUCCCGGCGGGGAGUUGCAGCGCAGCGCGGGCGACAGAUGGGGGCAUACUGGCGAGGGCGAGGGCGGCAUGAUUGGUAUCGAGUGCGUCGUGGAGAGGGACGCCAAGAGCGGUCAGCUGGUGCGAGUCCGUUCAGAGAUCAUGAUGGAUUAUAAUUGCGGGGGAAUGUUUCGCGCCUGGGUCGAUGAUGAGGGCACCGCCAGGAUGAGUAUCUGGAGCAAUGCCGCCGAGGAUCCCGAUCCUGAAAGCCGUCCAUGA